CGAGUACAUUCCCGAAUACCAAGAACCAAGUUACAUAGGCAGUAAGAGAAGGAAGACUCUCAUACCGGCAUUAUUGCAAUCUACUUACGAACAAGACAGGGGGUUCCAGCAAGAACAGAAACCGAUCAAAAUCGAGCCAAGAGAUAAAACGCCGCCUCAUCAUCUUAGCACGUCGCCAUUGCACGUGUAUCCGCCAUACGCCGACCAACAAAACUGGCCGAUGAGCAUGGAGCAGAUGCAGGCUAACCUGCUGAUGCCGGGCCCGAGCAACCCCAACGCGUUCCAGGAGCUGCAGUGGGGCGCGCAGUACCAGCAGAACCUGGCCCCCCUGCAGCCUGCCAGCCUGGCAGCCCCCCCUCGCCCUCACCACCAGCUUCCUCUCCCGCUAAUAUGCAGGUGGUUCCAAACAUGGGUCAGUCGCCCAUGCACAGGGUGGUCUCCCCCAUGGCCCAUUCGAUGCACGACGGCGCCUCGCCCAUGGGACAGCAGAUGAUAGGUGGCACGUCACCCAUGGCCCAGUCGAUGCACGGCUGUGCGUCUCCAAUGGCGCAACCCAUGCAGGGCGUAGCGUCACCCAUGGCUCACUCGAUGCACGGAGCUGGCUCGCCCAACAUGGUGCAGCAUAUCGAUUACAGCCAGAUGGAGGGCGGGUCGUUCUCGGCGGAGCUGGCGCGCGCGGAGGUGCCGGCGCUGUCGUCGGGCGAGCUGCUCGGCCUGUCGGCGCUGCUGGCCGACCGCGGCGCCGACCUGCAGCUGUCCUCCGACCUCACGCGCCUCUCCACCAGCGACAUGCUGCUGUAGGCGCGGCGCCGACCUGCAGCUGUCCUCCGACCUCACGCGCCUCUCCACCAGCGACAUGCUGCUGUAGGCGCGGCGCCGACCUGCAGCUGUCCUCCGACCUCACGCGCCUCUCCACCAGCGACAUGCUGCUGUAGGCGCGGCGCCGACCUGCAGCUGUCCUCCGACCUCACGCGCCUCUCCACCAGCGACAUGCUGCUGUAGGCGCGGCGCCGACCUGCAGCUGUCCUCCGACCUCACGCGCCUCUCCACCAGCGACAUGCUGCUGUAGGCGCGGCGCCGACCUGCAGCUGUCCUCCGACCUCACGCGCCUCUCCACCAGCGACAUGCUGCUGUAGGCGCGGCCCUCGACACCACGGGACGCGCAGCUCUCGGGCACUUCCCACUUCACAUGUGAACACUUCGUGCGGAUGGGACUGGCGUUCUCUAGGUACUAUUCAUAUAAAAUUGAGGCCGAAAUUGAAUUAAACUGAGCAUGCACGAGAUAGAUCUCAAAAAAUAUUUAAUUACCCUCAUUGAUACGUCACGCAAUGAUUAAUUAAAUAUUUAUCUUCUCACAAAACUGAGAUUUUACUUUAGACAAAUAUUUUAAUUAACACUCAAGUUGUAGUUUAUUUUCUACGUAUAGUUUGACGUCCGUUGUGAAGCUUAGACAGUAAUAAAGACAGCUCGGUUUAGGCUCUAGACAGCUACGCCAUGUAGUUAUUAAAGAACAUAAUUUGUACCUACUGUGAAGGAAAACAAUUAAAUGCUGAUAUCAAAUAUUACACUAGCACAAAAAUUUCGACAUUUAAAGCCGUGUUAAGACACAAACAUGGAUUUACGGCUUAUGUCCGGCUUGAAGGAGCAAAAUGUACUUAGUCAAGCAAUUUGACUUUUCAUUCUGAUGUGUGUACAGGCGACUUUUUUGGCUAGUUAAUAUGUGACUUUAAACUCGUUGAUGUUAACCAUCAUUUUCAAUUUUAAAGCACACAAAGCUGGCCUCACUUCAUUAUAUAGACCAUGGGCUACAAAGUCUCUGAAAUAGAAUGCAAUGUUGAUGUAUACUGAAGUGGCACUGGUCUGUGUUUUGUUAAUCCCAAGAUCAAGUGCUUUGUUGAAUAUUUUUUUUACAUACUCUGCAUGUAGGAUACUUUUCGAUGAAUUUCAGAGUAAACACAUAAUUUGCGAUUUUGAGUAUAAAUAUAUAAAUGUAUGGUGUUCAGACUAAUACAAAUUUAAACUGUUGUAUUAUGUUAGUUCACAGAAAUAUACAGCAAAAUGUUUGUUUACCCUGUAUCUAUUAUGAAAAACCAUUGUACACUCAAAUUUGUAUUGUUUAAUUGAUUUUAGUCUUCCAUAAGUUUAAAUACGUUGUUUGUACAUGUUGAGGUGUUUUCCAAAAUGCAAUUAACGAGGGCUAUAAGUUUCUCAUUCUCAACGCGAAACGUUUAAUGCACGUUAUUGUUUAAAUUAAAUUUAUAAUUAGUUUAUUUUUUCGUUGACAAUGUAUGAUAAGUCACGGUAGUUGGAUGUCAUUUUGACAGCUGUCAUAUGUCAAAAAUAGAAAAUUAUUUUGUUAUUUAAAAUUCAUUAAUUUUACUAUUAAUUACAUUGUUCGUGUUGGCUACAAAUUAUUAUGGAUACCAUUAGAAGCUUAAAAAGCUGUCAAAAAUGACUCUAAUUUCAGCACAUGGUGCUAGCAGAUGCAAUAUAUGUACAUAAUACUAAAUGGACAAGAAAAAGGGAAGGUCGGUACGCAAUACCUUGCAGAAUGCAAUAAACUAAUAAUACUCUAAAUUGCGCAAAAAAAUCUCAAAUAAUUUUGUGACCUUUGCGUAUUUUCCGUUCUCCAACACCACGAAACGGCAUGACUGGCAUUUGCGUACGCCAGAUAGAUCUAGAAUAUGUGUAAAACUAUUUCGGAUUAAAAGAUUUGAUUAAAAAUAUGUCUAGAUAGACGCUUAAAGCUUCAAACGCGUCGAAGAAAAUAGAGGUGAAUAGUUUACUUUUAUAUCUCCUUCCAGCGGUCAGUGUGCUUCGAGCUGUCCUGCGUUCACACCUGUUACUACCCGAAUUUACAUUGCAAAAAAAUGUCGGUUUCCGUCUUUAAAGUAUGCAGAAACUAUAAAGGUCGAUCUAAAACAACGAAUAGUGUCAGGUGUCAUUUGUAAAUAAAUAUAAAUUUAAUAAAAUGUUUGUUAUUAUUACAGUAAUUACAAAAUUAUGAACACAGAUAUUAAAUAUUUUGUUUCGAGUUAAUUAUUUUUUUGUAUUACAUGAAUAAGUAUAAUUUUAUUCACAUUUUAAUGGGAAUCGUCCAACUUGUAUCAUUAGGCACGCAUACAAGGCUAAGCAGCAAUACGUAGGGACAGCGUAUGACACAGCUGUCACGCACACUAGCUUAUAAUAAUUAGCCUAUUUGUUUAGCGCAAUUGGAGCGCGCCACUCUAUCUAGACAUAUAAUUUAUCUAAAGGUAAGAGUUUAAACAAUGGGAAAUUUAAUUAAAAUCAAAUCCCAAUAUUGUAUAUGCUAAUUUCCGUACUUGCUUACACCCUAAAGGUGGACUCUGCCUGAAAUGAUAUUCCAGUGUUCGAAGUCAGACACUUUUUUACUUGUCAUAUGUUAACCUGACAAAGACCGGCUUUUACAAACUCACCGGACUUUUGGGUGUGACAUUUGGGAGAGGAUGAGACAGCAACGAAAGAGCAGAGUAUUGUGUCCACCAGUAAUGAGUAAAAUGUAGGUGUUGCAACAAGGCGAGUAUGCAAGCCCUUCAGAGGGAGAAGUAAAAAGUGGUGUUACGAAAACUAUGUACUACUUUGAAUUACGCUCAUGCUUGGUUCUCUUUUAUCAAUAGAUUAAUGUAUUUCAAUAUCUAUCUAAAUAUGUCGAUUCUCGUUAAUCUCUCAUUUAGAUCAGUUUUUAUAAUCAUUAUGAAAAUAUCAUAAUAAAUUGGUAUCACAUUUGAAGCUUAUGCCGUCCGUAUUUUCAUUUGUUUUUAAAUAUUCGUAACCUCACUUUCGUAGUAUAACACUAAUGUUUUAUGGGAAUAAACACAGGGUAUGUAGAGCGCAGCACUCGACGCGGCCGCGGCCGACUCAUGCGCACCAUUUGAUUAGUUGUAACACAAACUACAUCACAAUGCAAUACCGUUUCUACUGGCAUAGAGACGACUAUUGCACAUUGUAAAUAUGUCCGUAUUUUAUACUAUUUUAUUUUUAAAUAAAUCUCAUUAAGUAAAU
Molecule: messenger RNA, 4023 nt
Organism: Manduca sexta (tobacco hornworm)
Lineage: Eukaryota; Metazoa; Arthropoda; Insecta; Lepidoptera; Sphingidae
Exons: 7
Coding region: 391-801 (136 amino acids)
Source: RefSeq, a predicted model, not a curated record